Molecule: messenger RNA, 1934 nt
Organism: Coccidioides immitis RS
Lineage: Eukaryota; Fungi; Ascomycota; Eurotiomycetes; Onygenales; Onygenaceae
Product: MNN9 protein
Exons: 2
Coding region: 460-1581 (373 amino acids)
Biological process (GO): cell wall mannoprotein biosynthetic process; protein N-linked glycosylation
Cellular component (GO): mannan polymerase complex
Molecular function (GO): alpha-1,6-mannosyltransferase activity
Source: RefSeq, a predicted model, not a curated record
CCCAGGAGGUAUUACGUCUCCCAUGUUGCGACUUGAGGAGAUGAUCUGCGGCCGCCCUUUGGUGAGCCGCCCCAAUGAAGCCAGCAUCCAAUUUUGACCACCUCGAAGUUAAAUCCUCGAAAAUACACAAACCUCCCCCCCGGGCAUCGUCGCGCGUCUGUGAUCAUUUUCGGUUCUCUGCUCGUCUCUUUUAUUUAAUUCCUAACUUAAUCGUUAUUUUGGCUAGUUCCAUUCAUCAUCGUCAUCAUUGUCGCUUUGUUUCAUAUCUCCUGUUUCCGCUCGCUGGAUCCCUGCCCAUUGAAGUUUUGACCAUGUCAUCGAAGGUGAAGCCAACGGCCAGAUAACGACUACGAGAAGGACAUCAGAGACGGGUCUCAUCGAGGAGCACCUCGUCUGUGCUCCGAGUACUUUUUGCGUGUGUUAUUUUCUCCCAGCUGUUAAGCCCUUUCGCAGGCCACCAUGGCCGUACGAUCGCUACGGCGUACGAAUCCCAUCACAUUCGUCCUAGCUUGUGCCCUCGCUAUCGGUUUCCUCAUUUUCAUUUUCUCCCCGAACUCGAGAACGGUUACCGCCGCUCAGAGACAGAAAGAUGCUGCCCAGAAUCCUCUUUCCCCGCCGACGAAGCCUUUCUUCAAGACGCAGCUAUUCAAGGCCAAUGGCCGACGCGUCCCUCCACCGGUGGUCAACUACAACUUGAACAAUGUAACUACGACGGUGAACUCCGCAGAGAGACACGAACGAGUGCUGAUACUCACUCCGCUGGCUCGGUUUUACCCCCAGUACUGGGAGAAUCUGGAGAAGCUGACGUAUCCGCAUCAAUACAUUUCGCUGGGGUUUAUCAUCCCGAAGACAAGAGAAGGGAACGCUGCCACCUCUGCGCUGCAGAAGGCUAUCACGAAGACGCAGUCCGGUCCCGUGGAUGAUAGAUUCGCCAGCAUCACAAUCCUACGGCAAGAUUUCGACCCGCCAAUCGCGUCGCAGGAUGAGAAGGAACGGCACAAGUUCUCCAAUCAAAAGAUCCGUCGGGAGGCAAUGGCACGGGCAAGAAAUAGUUUGCUGUUCACCACGUUGGGUCCCAGUACCUCCUGGGUUCUAUGGAUAGACGCCGACAUCAUCGAGACCCCGCCGACUCUCAUUCAGGAUCUCACAAGGCACAACAAGCCUGUCCUCGUCCCGAACUGCUAUCAACGCUACAUGAACACAGAGAAGAAGAAAAUGGAUAUCCGUCCUUAUGAUUACAACUCCUGGCUUGAUACUGAUAGCUCGUUGGCUCUCGCGAACCGCAUGGGCCCUGAUGAGAUCAUCCUAGAAGGUUACGCGGAAAUGCCGACGUACAGGACACUGAUGGCCCAUUUGGCGGACCGAAGUCCAAACCGUGAUACUGAGCGGACUAUGGAACUACACGGCGUGGGAGGUACCGUAUUGUUAGUGAAGGCCGAAGUUCAUCGAGAUGGGGCUAUGUUCCCUGCCUUCCCAUUCUACCAUCUGGUUGAAACAGAGGGCUUUGCAAAGAUGGCGAGGAGACUGGGAUGGAAGUGUUACGGCUUACCGAACUAUUUUGUAUACCAUUAUAAUGAGUGACAGCAUCACUUCCUUCUUCUUACUCUCUAUUUGCUCUUUUAAUGACCGACUCAUCGACCAGCCGCGUCCACGGAAUUAUUUUCCUUCUCGUUUGCUCCAUGUCAAGCAUAUGUUGAGCAAGGUUUACGCACCAUCAAUGUUUUUGAAUCCUUUAGGGAUCUUGAUGCUUCACUUUCAUCCUCUUCCCUGUAUAUCUAAAUAUGUGAGCCUGCCCAUUACCUUUUGCCCUGUUUUGAAUCAUGUCUAUUCCACUUCUUCCCGGAUACUUUUACUUUGUUCUGGCGAGUUUGAUACUGGCGUUAUUACAUAGAUCUAAAGAAAGGUAUUAAGAAAGAAGACGAACUUCAUUUUGG